ACUGUGAUGCUAUUAAUCGCGGUUGCUGUUUUCGCGCGGUCUUCCAACAUAUGAUGUUGUCGAUAUGGCAGUGAAAUACUUGGAUGGUCCUUUUAUAUUCAGACUCAACGACAAUGGUUCAGGACCGCAUCUUCUUAUACAGGUUUGUACGGAACGGGGCUGGAGGGAAUAUACUGGCGAAAAUAAUGUAUUCAAAGAUCGAUGGAAUUUAUGGUGGCGGUCCGGCGGUUUCCCCUUACCCCAUUACAAGCUAUUACUCCCGUGGCAGUUUAUCAACAGAAUUCCGAAAGGGAGUUCAAUCUGUAGGAAAGACAAUCUCAUACGUCAUCUUAGAUGUAUGAAGAAGAUGCACGGAUCGAUAUACGAUUUCAGAAAUUAAGCGAUCUUACAUACGACAAUGCGGCAGUGGUCCAAAGAUACAUCGAGAAUCCCUUUCUAAUCGGUGGUUACAAAUUCGAUCUACGACUAUACGUGUGCGUACCAUCGUAUCGCCCUUUGACGAUAUAUUUGUACAAGGAAGGAUUGGCACGUUUCGCUACAGAGAAAUUUUCACUGGAGCAUUUGAACGAUCCUUUCCGACAUCUCACUAACUUCUCGUUGAACAAACUGGGCCCAGGAUAUUCCGAGAAAAAGGAACGCGUCGGUUCUGGUUGCAAAUGGACUUUUAGACAAUUGAGAAGAUAUUUCGAACAAGCUGGAUACUACGAUUGGUUCCUCUGGCAGAGGAUAGCCUGUUUAAUUACUUUAACGAUACUGAGCCAAGCUGCAAGCAUACCAAAAUCUUCCAAUUGCUUCGAAUUCUUCGGUUUUGAUGUAUUGAUCGACAGAAAUUUAAAACCAUGGCUACUGGAGGUCAAUCUUAGCCCGGCUCUAAGUAAUGACUGCGAGAUCGACUCUGAAGUGAAGAAACCUCUGCUGCAUGAUUUAUUCGAUUUAUUAGGUCUUCCGGUAUGUAAUACUGGACUCUCCCUUUUCACAAUAUGGUCAACGAGCCCAAUUAACGACGAGGUGGAAGAGUCUUCCAAGUUUUGUACAAAUCGAACUAUGAAAAAGAAAUCGAGAACUUAUCGGGAAACUGAUGGUUUUUUAAACAUAUGCACGGAACUUCAGCCUACCCUUAGACAAUCGACUAUCAACAAUUCUUCAAAUUUGUGGUCUCGUUACAAUCCCUUACUAGUGGAUAAGUACGUUCCACGCGGUUUUCAGGGUAAUAAUCCAGAAAGCAACAAUAAAACAUCGAUAUGGGAUAAUGGUAAAGAUUGGAGUACGCCAUGCGCGAGAGAGGGAGGAUGGGUUCGCAUUUAUCCGCUGAUACGAAUAAAAUCUGAGAAUACUGUCGAUUACGUAUCGUCUUUAUCGGACACUACAAAAAUCGCAGAAAAGGAAACCAGAAAUGUGAUUCUUUCCAUACAAAAAUACUUGAAAGCUGCCAAAGAAGUGCACAAGAAGAAUGAAAAAUAUAGAGAUGAACAAUAUAAUGCUACGUUACGAAAAAUGUUGGAAUUAAAUACUGAAAUCUGGCUGCCAUCGAAGUGACUUAGUAUACACAACGAAUACCUGCAUCUUUUAUUUUUAUAUGUAUAUAUAUAUAU
Messenger RNA from Heterotrigona itama, 1592 nucleotides. Lineage: Eukaryota; Metazoa; Arthropoda; Insecta; Hymenoptera; Apidae. The record is from the annotation of a GenBank genome assembly.